Messenger RNA from Anolis carolinensis (green anole), 10168 nucleotides. RefSeq names its product meiosis-specific coiled-coil domain-containing protein MEIOC. The record is from RefSeq and is a predicted model, not a curated record. Bases 2415 to 5060 code for a protein of 881 amino acids. NCBI's taxonomy places the organism in Eukaryota, Metazoa, Chordata, Lepidosauria, Squamata, Anolidae. The transcript has 8 exons. Gene Ontology annotation, biological process: meiotic cell cycle; male meiosis I; mRNA stabilization. Gene Ontology annotation, cellular component: cytoplasm; nucleus.
UUUAUUUUGCACUUAGUAUAGGGUUGGAGUUUGUAUAGUGUUUCAAUUAGUAUAGGGUUAGAGUUUGGAGUUGGAUAGAGUUAUGAUUGAGAUAGGGUUAGAGUUGAUUUAGGAUAGGAUUGGGGUUCGAGUUAGGGCUAGGAUAGAGUUAGAAUUAUAUUGGGUUAAAGUUUGGAUUUGAAUAGAAAUUAGAAUUAGGGUUAGGAUUGGAGUAGGGUUAGAAUCAGGUUUAGAAUUGGGUUGGGUUAGAAGGGGUUAAAGUUCAGGGUAGGAUUAGGAUAGGGUUGGAGGCUGGGAUGAGGAUUAGAAUAAGGCUAGGAUUAGGAAAACUCUUUUUUCUCUAUUUGUGUCAAACUUUGUAUGUGCUCUUCCAGUCUAUAGAUCUGUGCAAAGAAGGAAUUGAGUUUGUACACAAGCCCUUCUCUUGCUGUAUAAAACUGAAGGUUAAGUAAAUUUGAACAUAUCUCAUUCCGUUUUGAAAGUGAGGGUUGAGAUUGUGCCUUUUGAUUUAGGUGGCAGUGAGAAAUAUUCCAUUACAUUAUGCCUACAUUAAUGUUUACAUAGCUCUUGCCAAGGGCAGAAGCAAUAUGAGUGUAAGAUUUGAAAGGAACUAGAUCUGAACCAAUUGGCUUGUACCACAGUUUGGGAAGAUCACAGUGGCGAAGAAUCCGGUGAAGUUUUAAAAGUUGGUGUAAUGUCUUUUCCCUCUUAUAUUGGCUCAGUUAGCCCAGGAUGGAUUUGGAAUUUUACUGGUUUUGUUUAUGUUUUGUCUUAUAUGGCAGACCAUAAUUCCCAUAAUGCUUUUACAUACUGGUAUUCUAGUGACAUCAGGCAGGGCUUAAAAGCGAGGGUCAAAAUGUAAGCUCAAUGUUUUUCAUACUGGAAAAGCUUGCAGUUUAAAAAUCAUUGAAGUGUAUGGAGAGGAAAGCUUAUCAUUCCAUAUCUAUUUCAUUAGGAAUCGUAUGCAUGGAGAAUAUUUUGUGGAUGUAAAGUAACACCAGGCUUUGUGCCUGUUGUGCGUAGAUCAAAGGUGGUUGCUUGGAAGCUGUGUAAAGAAUAGAUAAUAUUCUUCUAAGUAUCUAGAUAGAGUCAUGGCUGUGUUCCCCUUAUUUGUUUAUCACGUUUCUCUGGUGCAUGGAGAAGAGGCACUACAAUAACCUGGCAACAGCUUCUGUAUGCAAGUAGUAACGGAAGAGUUGUCAUGCCCAAGUGUCCCAUAGCAGCAGAGUUGUGGGCGGCUGAAUACAAUUUUGAAUAGCCUAGGCUUUAACAUUGGACUUAAGAGCAGUGCAGAAUGUAUUUAAAUAUAGCCUCUCCUUUCUCCCUUAGAAGCUUUCAUUUUUGAUGGGACACACAUGCAGGAAGCACCUAGUGUAACUCUUGAGCAGGUUUGUUUGGGGUUUUGAGAAAUAUUUUGACAAUUUCUUCCCAUGUUCAGAUUGGGCGCUCCAUGCAGUCAUGCCGGCCACAUGACCUUGGAGGUGUCUAUGGACAACGCCAGCUCUUCGGCUUAGAAAUGGAGAUGAGCACCAACCCCCAGAGUCAGGCAUGACUGGUCUUAAUGUUAGGGGAAACCUUUACCUUUUUUCAGAUUGGGGAAGGAGAGCUUAAAAUGUGAGCAAUCAUUCUUUGUAUUCCACUCAAGGCUGUUUAAAUUAGCCAUCUGGGCAGAGGUUUUUUUUUUAAAUGUUUUAUUCUAGAGUUUGGCGGACUUAAAAGAAUAUCUUAAAUGCAGAAGACAUAAGAAGGGAGAUAUAAAGGGUUGUGCUAACGAGAGAUGCUGAAGCGGCCUUCAACCUGAGCAGUGGUGGUAUUUUCUAAAAAUUUUGAAGAUUUUUCACAGCCCUUAAAUUUAUUUAGAUAUCGUGUUAUUGUUCUUAUAUUUAUUUAUUUAAUAUAAUAUAUUUAUAUUUGAUAAAUUUAUAUGUAUAUAUUGUAUGAAUGUCUGUUUUUAUAUCCUGUUAUGUCCUGAUUGAGAAGCAAAGUAGAUAACAACAACAAUCUAACAUGCUUGAUUUUUAUUUGGUAAACCAUACUAAAAAGAAACAGUUUUUUUGAGUUUUUGAGUACACAUGCCGUUUAAAUAUCUUAACUUAGCCGUGGGCCAAAAUUUUCUCCCCCACCCCUCCAAAAUUGUCAUUUUUCCUUGGGAAUAAUUUAUUUACACCCAGUCAUGACUUAGUCUGGAGCCAAUAAAGGGCAAUAUAUGUUAGUUUAACUCUUUUGAGCAGGGUUGUACUGUUGUCCUUGUAUGACCAAGUAAUGAGUGUGUUGGUAGCCUAUGGGUCUCAGCUGCAGUUUGUAAGGUAUCCAAUAUACUGAUGAUGACUGAAUUUGCCACAGCUGAGAUCUGGAAAUUUCUGGCUUAGCUAUAUGGUUCAUGAGCGAGUGUACUUAUGUGUGUCUGAAAAGUGAUGCAAUUUGUCAAGCAAACUCAAGAAGAGGUGAAGCCAAUUAAGACUCCCAACUUCUGUUUGUUUGGAAAUGCUCACUUUGGAAACAAAAGUUUGCACACAGAAAGUGGGGACAUGGUUAAGCAGAGUGACGCAUUUGGUCAUUAUGAGCCACAGUCAAAUAGCACUCAACAUGGCAUGGAGGCCCAGUUGCGUCCCCUGCUUUUUGGAGGAAUAACGAAUACGCCGCUGUCUGCCAUGGAACCUCCACAGUUCUAUGGUAGCUGGUCAGCCUGUGGAGAUGAUUCCCAUUCUGCACUUUCAUUCCCUGACCACGUCAGAAAAAGGACACAAGAAAAUGUAUCACAUUUUGGCAACGGUCCUGAUGUGCUUGGAUUAGUGGCAAACAUCCUGGAAGAGCCAAACAAGCAGGAACAUGUUACAGAUUGGAAUUCUCUGUCAAGAUUGUUUCCCCCGUUGUGGUCAUCCAACUUCGGAAACUACGGCUUGGAAAGCGAAAACUGCAAUUCUCCUGGUUCUCAGAAGCUUUGUGAAGAAAAUAUAGGAAAGUCAUCCUCUGAAGGGCUAUUUAAAAAAGACGGCGAGGAUCUGCAUGUGAUCAGGCCCCAGUUUCCAUCUUCACAACCUUUCAUGUCAUCUCCCCAUGAGCUCUCAAAAAUGGCCAAUUUGGACAACAAUGCUUCUAAGAAUGGAGGGAUCCGUUUAUUCAAUUAUGAGAAGAAGCAUAGUGGAAGCACUUCAGCACCUCAGCCUCAAAUGAAAGAUAGCACCAAUACCUACAGAGAAUUCCCCAAAACUGAUACUGAUGGAGGCAAGCUUGGGAGAAACGGCACAGAAGGAUCAAGCAAGUAUUUUGUGCAUUUGUCUAACGCUGCUGCGGAUAGAAUAUGGGACCCGAUGGCGAAGGAAAACAGUUUGUGCUCUAAAAGAGACUUUUCAGCUGCUCAUAACUCUGGACACUUUAGCUUCAGUCAAUCACUUAAUAAGGAGAAUAGCUUUCCUGAAGGAAUUGAUGUGAAAUUUCAGGAAAUUUGCUUACAUAACCACUCCAGUGAUACCAAUUUUGUCCAAACUGAAUGUAAGAACCCUGUACAUCCUGGGAAAGGCUCUAGUCACCAGCUGCCUCUGAAAACAGCUACAGAGAAUAUGGAUUCACCUUACAAUGGGUACACUUGGCUGGAUGCUACAAUACAAAAUCCAAUUGCUACAUCAAGUGUAAUGUAUGGAAAGCAAAUGCAAAUAAAUUCUCAGUUACCUUCAGGGCCUCGGUCAGGUGGGCCUUCUGGAAAUGAGUCUGCUGCCCACUCUCCACACUCACCAAUGUUAUCCUUGGGAAGGGACAGGAAACUGCAGUUUUUCACAGAUGUUUCCAACAAUUCAGAAUAUUCUGGUUACUCUGGAAGUCAGAAACAGCAUACUCCUCUUGGACCCUCCCAGAGUGAUUCUGCAGUGCGUACAGAGGGGGGCUUUGGUAAAAUGCCACUUACCGCUUCCUCCAGUUGUAAAUCACAGCAAUAUUCUGCAAAUGCAUCUUCACAGUACCAGAGAUAUCACAACAAGCAGAAUCGAAACAAUACUGAUGAGAGAACCGGGCAGAACGAAAGGAGUCAUAAAAACAGUUGGAGUCAACAUACGGGUUUCCUGGGUCCAGACCGAAAACAGUUUGAUGUAUUGAGAAGAAAUCAAGAACAGAACGGUGCCAUUUUGCCUGACUAUGUCAAUCCUUUCCUCCCUCUUUUCCCUUUGGUUUCUGGUUAUAAACACCUGCCUCAUUUUCCUCCGUUUCCUCCUCCUCCAUUUCCAUCGCCGGUUAACGCUGCUGCCUUUUCCCUUCUGCCCUUUCCGUUGUCUGAGUUGGUCGACCUUUUCCGCUGUGAGGAUUUCUCCCACAUAAAUCCUUUCAUCAAUGACCUUUGCGGAGGAGAUAAUACAGCUGGACCAUACUUUGCCUUUCCACCGCCUUUGAAUCACUACAGGCCUCCAAGGAGUCGCAGUGGACCAGCCAAUGAGCUCCACAUUCACCUGGAAGAGUGUUACGAACAGCUUAGAGCUCUAGAGAGAGAAUGCAAAAAGGCAGAGGCAGAUCUAGCAAGACAUUUCCCAGGGAAGCGCGUAUCCAGUUCAAGUAAUGCUCCGUUUUCUCGGCUUCCUGCAAAGCCUUCCAGAGUGGAUCGUCUGAUUGUGGACCAAUUUCGAGAGCAAGCAAAGGUAUACACUUUACUAGAGAAAAUGGAGCACAUUUCUGGCAGUCCUGUUCAUAGAAACAUAUCGGCCACUUUGGGACGUCACCUGGAAGCCAUCUGGGCUACGCAAGCAAGACGCAAAGCUGAAGUGGUGAAUUCGGUUAAUCCUCAAAGGCAACGGACAUCUCGUCACCAUAAUGAAAAAGAUAUCCUUGCUCUGGCCACCGCUAUUAAAGACCUGGCUUUCUUCACGCGGAAAACACGGACAGCUUUAUGGUGCGCUCUUCAGAUGACUUUGCCAAAGACACCAGGAAACGCUUUGGCCAAGAAGGAAGAAGUGGAAAGGGCCUUGCAGGAACUCUGUCCUGAAAAUAGCAGCUUCCAGGCAAACAGUGUCUUGGGGCAUGAAGGCAAACCAAGCAAGAGAGAGGGCCACGACAAAGGACAGCAAGUCGGCAAAUGAGAGAACCUUAAUGCAGGGCAGAAGAUAAGUUGCACUUGGCAAAUUUAGCAGUCUUUCCACUGCUGUUCUUUGAGCCUAGAUGCAUCUGUUCUGGUCAAAGUAUUGCAGCAGUUUUGGUCUUGGUGUUGUGCAUCCGCCGUUUGAAACAGAAAGAGUUAACUUAAGUCAAUCACGAGCAAACUUUGGCCCUCCCUCCAGGUGUUUUGGACUUCAACUCCCACAAUUCUUAACAGCCCGUAGGAAACACCUGGAGAGACUGCCAAAGUUUGCCCAUAUCUGACUUAAGUUGAGACCAAGCAAUAGGAGUCCAUCUGAUCCAAAGCUGUAAUUCUAGCCAUGUGCUAGGGAAUUCGCAAAUGACCAAACCAUUUGUGUAUGUGUUUUUUUAUAAUUUAGCACUUUUUGAUGUGCUAUGUAAUUGAUUCAUUCGUUUUAUAAUAAGAAUAAUAAUAACAUUCUAAGUGCCAAAGUUAUUUACUAAAUACUAGUUUGGGGUUUUUUAACGCAUCAUGUAUAAGGCACAUCUCUGUUGUCAUGUUGUCAGGAGUCAAAGUUCUUGAGUUCAUUUCCAGUGGUUAGACUCAAGCUUCUGCAGCAAGUAUUACCUUAUGUUAACAUGGCAAAGCUAUGUUUUCAACCUCAUUUUCCAUUUGUACUAAUCCAAAAUUUAGCAUAGCAGGAUCUGUUUGGGAAAGGAAAACUAAGCUAAUUCUGAAUGCAAUGGUAAAUGUUGUUAUUAUGGUAAGCCUUAGCCAAUGAGAUUAAAUUGUUUAAUGCUAGAAAUGAAAGAUGUUAAUGCCUUAGUAGCAGCUUAAAUCGACUAUUUAUUUUGGUAUGCACUCAAUGAAAAAUGUAGUGAUUAAUUAUUUGAGUAUUUAUUUUAAGGGGUAAUAUAUAACAUAUAUAUUUCUUAUUUUACUGUACACUUUGAUCCCUUGCCAGACCUAAUAAUCAGGCUCAGUGUAUGCUCAGGGUCAGUGCAUCUGUAUAUAUGAUCUAUAAAUAUAUACACUGCAUUAUGUUUGUGGAGAUGGGGUGUUGUUAGAAACGGCUCCAUACAACUAAUUCUAUACUAGGUUACCAAAGUGGGUAAGUGGUUUCAUGCUAGCAUGAGGAAAUGACGUGUGUGUUAAAUCACUAUGAUUAGAAUUCAUGCUGUGUCUUGGACAAUCAGGUCUGUUCCAUGCCACUGUGAAUGUAUAAGAAGCAAAUGGAAAGGAAUGUUGCAGUUUCAUAUUCCAGAUAAACUCAGUUGAACUGGAUUAUAUAGCCAUGUGGUCUCACAUAAUGUAGUUCAUUGCAGUUAAUCCCGAUUCUGAAACUGAGCUAAAUUGCAGUGUAGAUCCAGCCCCAGUCCAAUAAUCUUGUUGAUAUUCAUGGAUUUUGCUAUCUAAAAAUACAGACUUCCCGUUUCAUGGUGGGGAAGGGAAGAGAUCUGUACAUUUGUGUUGUGUGCGCGCGCGUUUUCUCUGAAUUCCCGUGUGCCCGUGGAUUGGGGCUUUAGUGUUGGGUUUCUUCUGACUUAUGAGUAUUAAUGUUUUAGCAAUCUUGUACUGUGUAAGAUUACUUUUUUGUACUGAUAACGGAGCAGCGUGUUUGUAUUUUAGGCGUUAAUGAAGAACUCAAGUGAGCAGUUAGUUCUCUUGAUUCCGGCUCUGUAAGGUGUACUGUGCUCAUUUGUCAUGCUAUUCCCUCACUGUUUUCCGUUUUGAUCUUGUGGAUGCUUAAGAUAAAUGUUUUACAAGGUUUUAGCUGUGUAACAGGAAUUUGCAAAUACCUCAUUUGCUCCCUUUUUUUAGUUGCAAAGCAAAGGAAUAAUAGAACCACACCGUCUUCGCAGUGCUGUGUUCUUAAAGGAAAAACAAACAUUUUUAGUCUUGUCGAAGGCUUUCAUGGCCGGGAACAUGGUCAUACAACCCGGAAAACACAAUCCCAUUUUUAGUCUUUGUUUCAUCUUCUAGAUAAGUCAUAUUUUGUGCAUUUUGCACUAUAUGUCGUAAGACGAAAUAUGUUUUUUGUGAGUUAGUACUAUUUUAAAGUAUGAGUUGAUUGGAUAUAAAUUGCCGUGUUGAAAACUGUAAUGUUUCCUGUUUAUAAAAUCAUUGUUUUUUCCCCACCAGGAGUGUAGCGGUGAGUGUAUUAGAUACACCGAAUCUCUGACAAUUCUUUAAAACUGUAGUUUAUGGUUGUUGCAAGUCACGUGCCUUUGAAAAGUCUUUGAAGUAUAUAGCUGUGAGCUCAGUCUUUGUUGCAACUGAGCAAUAUAUUUAAAGGGGAUAACUAUUAAGCAGUUUAUGAUAGUUUUAUGGUAUGAAUGUUUCAUAAUCAUUUUCUGGCACUGAGUUUGCUAGCUUUAAGGUAUACAAGGCAUUCGGUUUUCCUUGUAUUGUUUAUAAAAUGACGUGUUCUCAUUUGAUUUGCUGUAAUAGCAUUCUUUUAAGACAGUGAUAGGAGCCUAUCUCACCAAAGGAUGUAAUUGCAAUGAAUGGCUUUUCAUUAGAAUCCAGGUUCCUAUGGGAUUUUGUUUUAGAGACUCUUCUUUGUUUAGAACAGUUAUGAGCCAACUUCGGCCCUUCUGGCAUUUUGGACUCCAACUCCCAUAAUUCCUAACAGCCAGUAAGCUGUUAGGAAUUGUGGAAGUUGAAGUCUAAAACACCUGGAGGGCUGUAACCCCUGCAAAUGUGGAGAGCCAAUUCUACAGACUUGACUUCCUUAAAAGCUCUUCAAUAAGCCCACUUUUUUCCCUAGGCAUCUUGUAGCUAAUUCUUUGCAUUUGAAUAAUGGUUAUAUAAGUAGUUUGAUCAUGAGAUUAUUAUCAGAGCCAAUACAACGUUUGUUUGUUUGUUUGUUUUUGAUGUGGGUAAAUCCACGCACGGCUUUUCCAAAUUCAGUUCACUGUGAUGCCCCUAUUUUGUGCUAAACCUCCCCAGUAACAGCUGUAACACCAGAUCAGCUAAAAUAUGCAGCAGAGAUAUGCAAAUACAGUUUCUUCUGAUCCAGAGUUUAUUUUGGUAGGUUUGUCUGGGAUGGGAUGAAUAUUGCAAGCUCCUUUUGAGGGUUAGUUCUCCGGUUUUCUUACACUAUUUGAGCGUGGUACUGGAUACAUUGAGUGGCAAUGAUUGAGGAGCUUGAAUGAUAAUGAAGCUCAUGAUAAAGCUGAAUGCCAGUUGAAUCCAUUUCUUGUUGGUAGUUUCAUUUAUUUCUGUAGGAUGCCAAUAUGUACAACACACACCAUUUUUUAUUCAUAGUAACUGUAAGCCCAGGGACCAAUUUUGAGCCAGGCCUUACUAGGCUCACUUUGCAAUUUUCUAAGGAUAAGAUUGACUAUAAUCUUGUUAAUUCAUGAAAUAUAGUUUUGUUAGAGAAUACAAUCCAUUUUUAAAGGCAUUUAUUGUCCUUGAUUUUAUUUGUUUUGCUCUUGUUGAUUCUCUUUUAUCAAUGACUUGUGUUUUAAAGCUGAAUAUUUUUCUGUGGGCAGGGUUGCAGGUUUUUGAGAAUUCAGCCUUGCCUCUAUUUUAAUUUUUUAUUUUCCUUCAUAGAAACCCAUAUUGAAAUGGUUCCUGUCAUGGUUAUAUGAGUCUCAGGCUGGAUCUACACUGCCUUAUAUCCCAAAAUCUGAUCCCAGAUUAUCUGCUUAUCUCAAGUUAUCUGGUAGUGUAGACUCAUAUAAUCCAGUUCAAAGCAGAUAAUCUCUGAUCAGAUUUUGGGAUAUAAGGCAGUGUAGAUCCAGCCUCAGUCACCAAGCACUUUUUGGGUAGCUUUAUAUCAGUUUGUGAACAUGAAUAGUGUACUUAAUGCCUUUCUUUAAGACAGACUUUCAUAGCAUCUCGCAACUUGUUCCAACUUGCAAAGUUUGUCAAACUUCUUAGCAAUACUACUAGUGCAAAAAAGUUACUUAUUUAGCCUAUGGAUAGGCUGAGGGCUAAAGUAUACAAUACUAAGCAUCUAGUUUACGAUCCUUUUUAGGUGGAAGUGUGUGCAACUCCAAUCUAUAUCAGAACCAUCAUGUAUAAGGGAAUGUUUGAGCAUCCUUUAGUUACUUUUAUCCCCAAAUUUGCCCAUUUUCCUUGAAGUUUUAAAAUGGGGAAACUUUCAUAGAGACCACUUAUGAUAGACAGGUCUGUAAUUAUUUGUUGUCUGGCUACUUUGACAGAGAAGCUUUCAUAACGAUUAUGUUUGCUUGCUAAAUUGUUGAGCUGGAGGCUCACCUUGAAAUCAAUCUUUCUUUGUUCGCAGGACCAUUGCCUUGGUGCCAGAUUUGUCAGAGCAGAUCGAUUCAAAUCCAAGGUAUCAAUGAGGCUUCAAAUGUGUCAUGUUUCUCUGUAGAUUAACUCUGAUUAAAUCUGGAACCAACCCAGAGGGCCUUAUCCCAAAUAGAGUGCUUUGCAGUGUCUCUGGAAAGUUUAAGCCUAUUUUUUAUUUUUAUGAUUAUUCAUAAUGUGAAGAAUAGAACAUCAGUUCUUAGUGUGCUCUUUUAGUAUUAAUGCCUUGCACCAAUCUUGUUAAAAAAACCAAAAAUGUGUAGAUGGAACACCUGUUAUAGUGAUAUGGUGAAUAGAUCAGGAAAGGGUCAGAUUUGUAUCAUUUAUUGGUCAGUUCAUUGUCUCUGGAAACAACUGUGGUUUGAAAAUCUUCAAAAAAACAAAAACAAAAACCCCAACAGCAACCCACUUCUACCUCUCUUAUAACUUUCUGAAUGAUGAGUUGACCUGCUGGGACCUCCUUUGAAUUCCCAUUAAGUGAAACAGAAUUCUGUUUAGCCAAGGCUGGAUCUUCAGUUGGAAGAUGUCACUUAACAGCUGGGUGCUUGUCAAUUACGUUAAGCAAUUUAGAUGGCAGCAGAGAAAUGCCAAGGACUGUCAAGUCCUGAAAAAGGUUUAUUAAGAUUUAUAGUGAAGAAAUCAUGCUGAAUGGAGAGUUUCCACAUUGUUUUUAGUGUCAUGUUUUUAUUCUCUACAUGAGUAUGACUGCUGAUGUUUUAUUUUUGCUCUAUUUGUUAAUUAUCUGCUCUUGUUUUCUGUGUAAGGCUCUCCUUUGGGGUAAUUGUUCUGGAAUAACUGUUACGUGUGCUGGCUAACACUUAAUUAAAAUAUUUAAUAUUUAAAUAA